GCCCCACGGCGUGCCGGGGCUCCUCGGGGCACACACAGCACAGCGGCCGCCACCGGUGACAGUGGCAUCGCUGUGCUCGCGACCCCGGCUCCAGGCCGCUGCAGACCUCUUUGGCUUGGCCGAGUCGCCCGGCGGGAUGGGCGGCGAGGCAGGGUCCGCGGCAGCCGUGGGCCCCGAGGGUCGUGUGAAGAGCCUGGGUCUGGUGUUCGAGGAUGAGAGCAAAGGCUGCUACUCGAGCGGCGAGAUAGUGGCGGGGCACGUGCUGCUGGAGGCGGCCGAGCCCGUGGCCCUGCGAGCGCUGCGCCUGGAGGCCCACGGCCGCGCCACUGCUGCUUGGGGCCCGAGCGCUGGCGCCGCAGCCCCGGCCUCCGCCUCGGAGGUGGAGUACCUGAACGUGCGCCUGAGGCUGCGCGAGCCCCCGGCCGGUGAAGGUAUCCUCUUAUUACAGCCUGGAAAACAUGAAUUUCCAUUUAGCUUUCAACUUCCAUCUGAACCUUUGGUGACCUCAUUCACCGGGAAAUAUGGAAGCAUUCAGUACUGUGUGCGCGCAGUUUUGGAACGCCCCAGGGCUCCUGAUCAGAGUGUCAGGCGGGAACUCCAGGUGAUCAGUCACACGGAUGUCAACACACCAGCGUUACUAACCCCUGUAUUGAAAACUCAAGAGAAAAUGGUUGGCUGUUGGUUUUUCACUUCUGGUCCAGUUUCGCUGAGUGUCAAAAUUGAAAGAAAGGGAUAUUGCAAUGGAGAAGCUAUCCCAAUCUAUGCAGAAAUAGAGAACUGUUCCUCUCGUCUGAUUGUUCCAAAAGCCGCUAUUUUCCAGACGCAGACGUACUUGGCCAGCGGAAAAACCAAGACCGUCCGGCACAUGGUCGCCAACGUGCGAGGGAAUCACAUCGCCUCUGGGAGCACGGACGUCUGGAACGGGAAGAUGCUGAAAAUCCCGCCUGUCACCCCGUCCAUCCUGGACUGCUGCAUUAUCCGAGUAGACUACUCCUUAGCUGUGUAUAUUCACAUUCCUGGUGCUAAAAAAUUGCUGCUUGAGCUGCCUUUGGUGAUUGGCACAAUUCCAUACAAUGGUUUUGGCAGCAGGAACUCCAGCGUUGCCAGCCAGUUCAGCAUGGAUAUGAGCUGGCUGACGCAGAUCCUGCCAGAACAGCCUGAAGCUCCGCCAAAUUACGCAGAUGUAGUGUCAGAGGAAGAAUUCUCCAGACACCGCCCUCCCUGCCCUCAGCCGCCCAGCCGUGAGGGAGAAGCGUGCUGUCCCAUGUUUGCCUGCAUCCAGGAAUUCCGGUUCCAACCCCCACCUCUUUAUUCAGAGGUUGACCCACACCCUGCUAACGCAGAAGAGAGCCAGCCCGUCUCCUUCAUUCUCUGAACGUGUUUCAGAAAUCACUGUGAUCCUCAUCCAAUUAGAAUGGCUGUUGUUUCCCCUGCCUUUGGGGAAGAGGGAGGCCACAUUCUCUUAAGAACGUAAACGAACAUCAGCACCAAGAAAUGAAUAUGUGAACUUUCCAGUGGGCCGCCAGUCUCUGCUGUGGCCACAUGUCCCCGUUAAAGAACAGGAGGAAGGUGAGAGAAGUCACAGAACGCAAUGGAAGGCCUGAAGGUGACAGAAGUGAAGGGUGCCAUGCUGCCCUGAGAAAGAGGAGUCUGUGUCCCCCGUGGGAACACUGUGUGAGUGGGGCUUUGAAAAGUCUCUCGGAGUGGAACAGAGGUGUCCUAAGCGCUGGCUGUUGCGGACUCACUGGGAGGAGACCUGAUUUUGAAGCAGGUAGCGGCAGAGACUGUGCAUGCGUAGGAAAAGGCCUAUCUGAGCACCACGUGAGACGCUGGCUGCCAGGGUCUUCGUGGUUUGUCCCAUGUCCCAUAGGACUGUGGGUCCUCGAAACAAGUCUUUCUGAGACCACCGCCUUAUGGGGUCCUAAUGCAGCGAUUCUGUUUUCACCCUUUCGAUGGUACUUUCAAAUGCAGUUUCCGAACUGGUGGCAGUGUUAUGAAACCAAGCAAGAGUCCCUGGAAAGGUUUGUCAGUCCCAAAGGGAAAGGUGGAUUUCACUAUGGAAACACAUUUGUGCUCUGAACCCCCUUAAGUGCUUUAACAGGAUACAUAUUUGAUUUUCCUCAUGUCUCAUUUACCUAAGAGCAUAUUAGAAAAAGAUGGAGGGGGAAGUUUGCAUCCUCAGGAUGCCCUGAGCGGUACACAGGGAAAAAAUCAAACAACAAAAAAGGCCUUUUCCUAACCUACCUCUAGUGCGUGGUCAGAUUUGGUUUAAAACUCGGCCUUCAAAGUUUAAAACUAGU
This is a messenger RNA of Rhinolophus ferrumequinum (greater horseshoe bat), 2300 nucleotides long. RefSeq names its product arrestin domain containing 4 (gene ARRDC4). Gene Ontology annotation, cellular component: cytoplasm; plasma membrane. The coding region runs from base 137 to 1375 and encodes 412 amino acids. The transcript has 8 exons. Gene Ontology annotation, molecular function: ubiquitin-like ligase-substrate adaptor activity. Lineage: Eukaryota; Metazoa; Chordata; Mammalia; Chiroptera; Rhinolophidae. Gene Ontology annotation, biological process: protein transport. The record is from RefSeq and is a predicted model, not a curated record.